Molecule: messenger RNA, 597 nt
Organism: Necator americanus (New World hookworm)
Lineage: Eukaryota; Metazoa; Nematoda; Chromadorea; Rhabditida; Ancylostomatidae
Exons: 1
Coding region: 1-597 (198 amino acids)
Source: RefSeq, a predicted model, not a curated record
AUGAAAAAUGGAAAAUCUGGUGAAGACGACGGGAUUAGCACAGAAAUGCUGAAAUAUCUUCCUCUGUCUGGGAUUCGUGAGAUGACAAAGAUCACUCGUUCAAUAUGGAUAGAGGAAAGGAUACCUGACUCAUGGAGAUACGCUAUCAUAAUUCCCCUCCACAAGAAGUUAUCCGUCACGGACCCUAUGAAUUAUCGAAGAAUUUCUUUGCUGCGUGUUAUGUACAAGAUGUUGGAGCGUAUUAUCCUGGACCGACUCACUAAGCAUCGCGAAGAAACAACGCGCGACGAGCAAGCUGGCUUUCGUCCUUGCCGAUCUACAAUUGACCAGGUGUUAAUCGUCAGAAGAGUGAUCGAAAUCUGGCAGCGGUAUUCGAAGCCAGUGCAACUAGCGUUCCUGGACUUUGAAGCCGAUUUCGACUCUCCUUAUCGAGGCGGUCUUCUCAACGCGAUCCGCGCCGAUAGAGUACCAGGAAAGUUCGUUCGCUUGCUUGAUGACAUGAAUCAACGAACAACUGCAGCAGUUCGAACGCCAGCCGGAUGUACAACACCGUUUGAGGUGGUAACUGGAGUAAGGCAAGGGACAGUGGCAGAAUGA